Messenger RNA from Aplosporella prunicola CBS 121167, 2061 nucleotides. RefSeq lists its product as uncharacterized. The transcript has a single exon. NCBI's taxonomy places the organism in Eukaryota, Fungi, Ascomycota, Dothideomycetes, Botryosphaeriales, Aplosporellaceae. The coding region runs from base 338 to 1915 and encodes 525 amino acids. The record is from RefSeq and is a predicted model, not a curated record.
CGUUCAUCACCACCCACCGGUCCACCACCACCACUGUCAUCGCUCUCCAUCGUGACUGCUCGUACAACGCGUUCUCGCGCCAGACUGUCCCAACUGCGUGGCGGCGCUCCCGGGGAGCUUCGACCUUUCGUGACUGCUGUCCCAGUUGUGUGGCGGGCUCGUGUGCGAGGACUACCGUCGUGUCGCUGCAUCUGCAUCUCCACAUAGUCGAGUCAAGGCUACUCUCGCUUCAAAGCCUGGGCGGGUGGGCAUCUCACGCCAGAAGAGGCGCUGAGGGCACCGGUUUCCUUUUUGUGCUUGUUUUGCCGCUGCUGCUACCUACUAACCGUUUCUUAGCAUGGAUCUCGCCGACGCCAUACUGCAGCCUGUCGAUGCUGCGCUGAACUGGCUCGUCAUCGAGCGCGUCCUGGCAGAAUGGAAUGAUCCGGCCACGAGCGACCGUCGAUAUCUCGGGACGCUGUCCAGCGUCAAUGGCGCGGCCAAUUUCACAUUGGCUAUCGGUUACGGCGCGACAACCCGCCAACUCUUUAUCAGCCUGCACCUUCCAAUCAAAUUGCGCGCUUCGACAUCCUCCAAACUGAAGCACAUGUAUUAUGUUGUUCCGGUCGAGGCAUUAGGUUCGAAGGGCUCUCAGCCUGCCUUGUUUGUCGACGUCAGCCGCACUGAGGAUGUUCCUGAACAAACGCUGCCGGAGCUGAGAAAAGCCGGGUUAGUCGAGAAUGGGUCGAAGCGAAUAAUUCGGAUAGGAUUCAGACUCAAGGAGCGUGGUUAUGUCAUCAUGCCGCAAGGGAGUUUGUCAAGGCCUCCGCAAGGCACUCCCCUUCGUCUGCUCCAAAACCUACGGUCGCUUUCCGAGCAGGCUGCAGCUUUUGAUCUCUAUCUGAAGUACAACGACUACGACUACGUCGAGCUUUGCCGAGUCUGCGAAAACGUGUCCAAAAUACAUCUUACCACACCCGCGCUCGACGUCAAGUCUUUGUUCAAAGGAUUGGGUGCUGUCAAUGUCUGGGAACAGUAUGCAAUGCCUUCUGAAACCAGGGACAAGUAUCCAACGAAAUUACAUUUCGCCGACCGCGAGACAUCUCCUCCACCGCAGUAUGAUCGGGUUACUCCGUCUCCGUCGCCCUUGGUGCUCGUUCCUGCUAGCAGCUUGGGGUCGUCUCCAAAACAGCCGUCGGUAGAUCGCCCGCAACAUGGGCUGUCUGUCAUUCCAGAGACUCCUGAGGCUUAUAUGCCAGCCUCGGCCCAAGCUAGCAGGAAGCGGAAGGCCACCAGCCCGCUCUCCGGAGGGUUCAAGGCUCACGACCAUGAUGAUCAACUUGAGGAUGCUCAUUCUUCCCAACAAGAUCUGUAUGGGAUGUCAUCUGCUCCAUCAGUGGGGAUCACUGCUGGACAAGCAUCUCCGUGUGAAACGCCAUCACAACGCCUUCUCCAACAGCAUGAAAAUGCUCAACCUGAUACCGUGACCCAAAACGACGUUGACCCCGCUCUCUUUGCUGAUAUGGUCCAGUGGCUCGAGUGGGCGUGGUCUGCUUUGCCAUCAGCCCACCUGCAUCUGCAGGCAGAGCUUUUAGCCCUUGGUGCCGCCGUCUGCAACGUCAAUGCCGAAGCGUUCGCCGACCAGCGAGCAGUCUGUAUGGCCAAACUGCUUUUCCUCGUCACUGAUGCCAACCGCGUGACCGGUGAAACUGAAGACGAGCACCCGCCCGACUUCGAGCUUGAGGUUAGAGACGUAGUUCGCUGGAUGAACCAAAUCUACCGCGCUGCCGACAUCGUCAUUGCGCGCGACUUGAUGCAGUUAGCGGAGGUAGCGCAGGGGGCAGCGGCGAACGAUGAGCAGCGGCGGAAGGCGUUUCGGACGCAAAAAGCAGUGUGCGUCGCGCGCGUGUGUAUGUGUUUUGGAAAGGCGGGGUGAGCUGAGCUGAGGGUUGGUAAGUGGUGGUGCGCUGGUAUGGAUAGUUAAAAUGGAUUUAUGUGGAAGGAGAUGGGUGAUUACGGAAAUUUGUCAUUAACAUAUUUUGAAUAGCGUUAUACCUUGAUAUAUACAAUUGAACUUCAAGC